Molecule: messenger RNA, 1477 nt
Organism: Pteronotus mesoamericanus
Lineage: Eukaryota; Metazoa; Chordata; Mammalia; Chiroptera; Mormoopidae
Gene: MNAT1
Product: MNAT1 component of CDK activating kinase
Exons: 8
Coding region: 136-1065 (309 amino acids)
Biological process (GO): positive regulation of cyclin-dependent protein serine/threonine kinase activity; nucleotide-excision repair; regulation of transcription by RNA polymerase II
Cellular component (GO): transcription factor TFIIH holo complex
Molecular function (GO): cyclin-dependent protein serine/threonine kinase activator activity
Source: RefSeq, a predicted model, not a curated record
CUUCCCCGCCGGUGCUCAUUCGCAAAGGGACCGUCUCGGCCGAGAGCCUGUUGGUGGGAACCUGUUUGGCGUCGGUUCUUAGGGGGCUUGGAGGUGACUGGCACUGGUCGGGGAGUCCGUACGAAAGAAGGCGCCAUGGACGAUCAGGGGUGCCCCCGAUGUAAGACCACCAAAUACCGGAACCCGUCCUUGAAGCUGAUGGUGAAUGUGUGCGGACACACUCUGUGUGAAAGUUGUGUGGAUUUACUGUUUGUGAGAGGAGCUGGAAACUGUCCUGAGUGCGGCACUCCUCUUAGAAAGAGCAACUUUAGGGUGCAACUCUUCGAAGAUCCUGCUGUUGACAAGGAGGUUGAGAUUCGGAAAAAAGUGCUAAAGAUUUACAAUAAAAGAGAAGAAGACUUUCCUAGUCUAAGAGAAUAUAAUGAUUUCCUGGAAGAAGUUGAAGAAAUUGUUUUCAACUUGACCAACAAUGUGGAUUUGGACAACACCAAAAAGAAAAUGGAGAUAUAUCAAAAGGAAAACAAAGAUGUCAUUCAGAAAAAUAAAUUAAAGCUGACUCGGGAACAGGAGGAAUUGGAAGAAGCUUUAGAGGUAGAACGACAGGAAAAUGAACAGAGAAGACUGUUUGUACAAAAAGAAGAACAACUGCAGCAGUUUCUAAAAAGGAAGAAUAAGCAGGCUUUUUUAGAUGAACUGGAGAGUUCUGAUCUCCCUGUUGCUCUGCUUUUGGCUCAGCACAAAGAUAGGUCUACCCAAUUGGAAAUGCAGCUUGAGAAACCUAAACCUAUGAAACCAGUGACAUUUUCCACAGGCAUCAAAAUGGGUCAACAUAUUUCAUUAGCACCUAUUCAAAAACUUGAGGAAGCUCUAUAUGAAUACCAACCACUGCAAGUGGAGACAUGUGGACCACAAGUUCCUGAGUUUGAGAUGCUAGGAAGACUUGGGUAUUUAAACCAUGUCAGAGCAGCCUCUCCACAGGACCUUGCUGGAGGCUACACGUCUUCUCUUGCCUGUCACAGAGCCCUACAGGAUGCAUUCAGUGGGCUUUUCUGGCAGGCCCGUUAACCUUUGUUCCUCCUUUAUAAGAUCUGGACUUGGGAGAGGAACUGGGGAGCUAGCAAAAGUAAAGCAAACUUGUAAAAUUGAAGUCAUAUGCAGCUGCACAACAACAGCACUACCAUAAGCAGCUGUAUUAAACUAUUUAUGAAGAGACAAUUUCAGAGCUAAGCUGAGCGAUAGAGUGGAUAAAUAGUCGUGGAAAAAGAUUUAUUUUUUACUUAUAUUUUUUUUUGAGAGGGAUUGAAGCUGGAAGCCUCAUCUAAUGGAAGAUAUGAAUCCUUUACCUAUGUAUAUAUUUGAGGUUGACAGACUUGUAAAAUCUUUUUAAAAAUAAAGCUAGACUUUAUGUUAAGUUUUGUGGUUUUUCUCUUAUUACAGUGUUUCACUUGAACACAUUAUAAAAUACCAUUUUGAAUAC